Molecule: messenger RNA, 2222 nt
Organism: Megachile rotundata (alfalfa leafcutting bee)
Lineage: Eukaryota; Metazoa; Arthropoda; Insecta; Hymenoptera; Megachilidae
Product: malectin-A
Cellular component (GO): membrane
Molecular function (GO): carbohydrate binding
Source: RefSeq, a predicted model, not a curated record
UUCAUUUAAAAAUGUUUAAUUUGUACCAAAUAAAAGUUAUUCAAAAUUGAAUAAUGGCUUAUUUCGUCAUUUUGUCGCGCAAUGGCUUUUUGCCCUAAUAGAUAUGCUCUAUUUCUACGUUCUUAUGUCUGUGAUACAGCGCUGUAUUUAAAGGCGGUUUUGUAUGUCACCUAACCUGAUAAAUUCACUGGCCACGUAUUAAUAACAUGGCUAUCCGCGACAUACAUAUGGUUCAGGACAUGUAAUUUGCGAUAAAAUAGUGAUGUGAUUUGUUGACAAAAGAAGUAAAUUGUAAUACCUUUGAUUUCAUUCAGUCCCGAAUUUAAUUCAACGAACGAUAUGGAGGUUUCUUUAUAGUUGUCAUCGAUGUGUUGUUAGCUUUAAAUGCUUCGUAUUUUAACCUGUAAUCUAACUUGCCGGUUAGAACCAAUUCAGCAAGUUAUGAACUUGAUCAGUUCCAAAAAAUUGAGCAUUACUAUACAAUAAGAAAGAUGAUUUCAGGAUGGGAAGUAUACUUUUUGACGUUAUCAACAUUGUUGCUUGCUUGUUGCGUACAAAAUCUUCAGAGUCUGGAGGUAAUAUAUGCGAUAAAUGCUGGUGGAGGGUCACACACUGAUAGUUAUGGAAUUCGCUAUGCUAGAGACCCUUUAAUGGGUAAAGUUGGAACAGCGUCUGAUUAUGGCAAGCAGCUAAUUAUUGGACGCGUGAAUGCCAUUGAUCAAAUACUGUAUCAAACAGAACGUUAUCAUCAUAGCACUUUUGGCUAUGAUAUCCCCAUUAAUGAAGAUGGAGAUUACGUUAUGAUAUUGAAGUUUUGUGAAGUUUAUUUCAACUCUCCUAAUAUGAAGGUGUUCGAUGUAGUGUUAAAUGGAGACCAUACCGUUGUUACUGACUUAGAUAUUUUUGAAAGAGUUGGUCGUGGUAUAGCACACGAUGAAUAUAUUCCAUUUAAAGUUCAAGCUGGAAAAUUAAUAUACAACGAUGAAGAGUCUGAUAUACUAGCUGGAAAAAUCAGAGUGGAAUUCAUAAAAGGUUAUAGAGAUAAUCCAAAAAUAAAUGCCAUUGCUGUUGUAAAAGGAAGUAUAGAAGACAUACCACAAUUAGGUCCAAUUCCUCAAGAACCAGAAGAGUAUCACAAUAUACAAGAAGACGAAGAAGAAUCUACAGUUCGUAGUCGGCACACAAGUGGUCCAAGAACUCCAGAUCCUUAUUCAAUUGAUGAUUCUUCAGUAAUGUUACCAGUCUUUGUAGCUAUUGGGGCAUUUAUUCCUUUAUUAUUUUGCCUAUGUAAACUAUAGGCAGCAAAAAUUUUGUGCACAUAAAUGCCUUGUACUUAAGAAUAAUAGUGUUCUAAUCAUCUUAGGUCAAAUUAGCGCAUGAGAAGCUGCCUAUGUUGAUUCUGUACAUAGAAAGAACAUUCUUGUUUUUAAGCUACGUCAUUGCACUUUAUUGAAGCUGUUUAUCAUUAAUUUAAUGAAAUGAACAUAUCUAUAUAUAUGUUUUUGUACAAUGAACUACUAAAAUUAAGAACAAAACUAGAGACAUAGAAAAGGUGGGGAUUUGUGCAGUCAUGACUUUUGUUGCGAAUUUAAUGUGUUCAUUCACGAGUUAUUUAAUUUUUAACAAUAGAAUCAAGUUAGGAAUUAGCGCAAAGGUUUGCACAGAUCUUAUUCAUCUUUUCUUCUACAACUCAAUUCCAAGUAUUGUACAUAUGUUGCAAGCACAUAUUUAUUAAGUUUAAGAGAAACUGGUAACUUCAUAGAAGAAUAUAUCGGACUUCGAUACUAGAGCAACAAAAACCAUCAAAAUGGUGGGUUUCAAACUUCUUCAUUUUAAGUCAUAAUCAUGAAAGGAGUUUUUUGUUAAACUGUACAUCGAUGUUUGUGUACAAAAGACAAAGAAUGAUUAUGUAUGCUAUUUUAUUUUUCAUUGUAUAACGUCCAACAUCGGUUGCUCUAGUGUUAAGUGUGCUAUGUAAUUAUUUUGCCAUACGCACAUGUAAUAACGUUAUAAGUGAAUUUUAUAAUUUAAUAUCGUAGAAAAUGUACGAAAUCACUAUCUUAAUUAUGUUUUGAAUAAUUUUUAUGUGAAAAGUUUAUUUAUCUUUAUAAUCGGUACGAUUGUAUUUAGUCAAAAAUGGGAACGAAUCCAAUAGUCCGUCAGAUACCAAAGUGAUUUCACUCUUUUGCAGAUAAGAGCAAAUAAAGCUGUUAUUAUUGUCC